UUGUUCUGGGACGAUGGCCAACAAAGCGAAGAACUUUUGGAUGCCCACCUUGAUGCUGGUUUCGAUCGUCGGUGUUGGCAUAACGGAAAGUGCAAGCAUGAGAUUGACCAAAUCGCACGGCAGCGAGGGUGGUGGAGGCAGCGGAAGGCCACGGCCAUCCAUAACCACAUAUGAUCAGCGGCAGACCGGCAAAUACAACAUUCACGUCAACAUAAAAGAUGUGAAAAUCAUAUCGGUCGAUGGAGAGAAGUUUGAUGGUGAAUUUGGGGAUGACACAAUUUAUGAUUACGGAGACUAUGAUUACGAUCCAUCGCAUCUAACAGUUAAUCCACUUCCGAUUUUUGGCGGCACGAAGCCACCAAAAUCCACUACGAAAUUACCGGUUGCGAUAACUUCUACCAAACGAACAAGUACAACCACGGCUGAAGCACCAACGGAAGAUCAGCCGAGCAAACCAGCGACCGAAGCUGCCGAAGAUCUAUUCGUCAUGGAAGCAAUGCCCUCCAAACCUGGUAAUUCUUCCUACAGCAUGACUGCAACAGGAACAACAACACCACCAUCAAGCAACAUUUAUAUAUUCAAACCUACUCCAAACUAUCAUCCAAGCCCAAUUCAUUACGACUACCAGGAAAUUCCCGUAGAGGUUAUCGUUGAACCGGUCCUGAAACCGAAGUACCGCAACUCAAAUGCGCGCAUAGCGCCGAAUCGGCGCAAUCGCUAUCGCAAGAAUUCACCCGCCAGAGAGUCCAUGGACAGUAUGGCUCGCCACAGCCACUCGGACAUUGAAGCUUUGCCGAGUUCGGCACAAACCGAUUCUGUUCAGUUGGAAGCUGCUCCGUGCCCGAAGGGCACAUAUCACGAUCGGACGGGCAAGUGUCGCAUGCGAAGGUCCGGAAUUUCCAAGCUGAUUAGACUACUAGCUGCCUUCAAGGAGAAGGAUGACUGAGCUGAACAACCUAGGUGCUGACUGAUUACGCGAUAGCAUAAUAAUUAGCUAAAUUCAUAUCUUGUUUGUCGAUGAUGCCGA
Messenger RNA from Topomyia yanbarensis, 1027 nucleotides. RefSeq lists its product as uncharacterized. The record is from RefSeq and is a predicted model, not a curated record. Bases 14 to 946 code for a protein of 310 amino acids. NCBI's taxonomy places the organism in Eukaryota, Metazoa, Arthropoda, Insecta, Diptera, Culicidae. The transcript has 3 exons.